ACAAAAAAAGCUUCGUGACGCAAUUCACAAGUUCUAACGCCGGGGCUGGGCCGCGCAGCAGAAUCUCCUGCUCGUCUACAGAGGAAGAAGAAGGAAUAGGUAAAGUCAGCACGAGAAAGAAAGCUAACAAGUUUCUGUUUCAGCAUGGUGUCAUUCACUGCACUUGUCAGCGCUGUUGUGCUGAUUGCGGGCGCACAUGCCUUGAUUCACCCGCGUAAGAAGGUGCUGGUACUCGGCGCGGGGGUUUCUGGGAUAUCUACCGCGAAGUAUCUACAAGAAGGAGGCGUGGGGGAUUUUCUUGUUCUUGAAGGCCAGGACUACAUUGGCGGCCGCAUGAAACUCGUCCCGUUUGCCGGGUAUAAAGUCGAAGCUGGCGCUAACUGGAUCCACUUUGCGACUGAUGAGGGGUCUAAGGCCUUGUGGGACCUGAAGGCUAAGGUGAACCUGAGGGGAAUCUGGAGCAACUACUCAGAUAUCAUUAUUAGGAAUGAGAGUGGAGCAGAUGUGACAGAUCUUAAGCUUGUCCAUCAGCUCGAGAAAGCCGAAAGUCUCCUAGAAGACGAACAGGAAGCAAGAAAGUCAAAGAAGCUUAAAGAUAUUCCAGGUAGCGUUGGUCUUUCUCUUCUCGGCUGGAAACGCCCUCGCACGCCCGUGGGACAAGUUCUGGAGUAUUUUUCCAUAGACUUUGAGUACUCGGUCAGGCUAGAACAGGUCUCUUUCAACAACAUGGACGCCAGAGAAACGGAUUUCUAUUCUACAGAUCAGCGAGGGUUUUAUAAUAUAUUUAACGAGACUGUGGAAACGUUCAAGGACAAAAUCAAGCUUAAUGAAAGAGUGGCUAGAGUUAAAUACAACAACACUGGAGUUGAGGUGACCACAUCUUCUGGUGACGUGUACUCUGCUGACUACGUGGUAUGUACAUUCAGUACCGGUGUCCUCGCGAGUGACAUGGUCGAGUUCGUCCCACCGUUACCCAAAUGGAAGCAAGAAGCCUACUUGAGUCAUCCGAUGUCCAUCUACACCAAGAUCUUCCUGAAAUUCGAUCACAAGUUCUGGGACGACAACGAGUACAUUCUUCAUGCGUCGAUGAAACGGGGAUAUUACCCCGUGUUUCAGGACCUUGCACGUCCGGGUAUAUUUCCCGUGAACAGUUCCAUCCUUCUCGUCACGGUCACCGAUACCGAGUCACGUCGCAUUGAGCGGCAACCUUUCGCCGAAACGAAAAGGGAAAUAGUUGAGAUGCUAAAAAAGAUUUACGGCAACAAUGUCACCGAACCAACAGAUAUCUUCUACGACCGCUGGUCGCAGAAUCCAUAUAUCAGGGGCGCAUACAGUGAGGUCGUCGUCGGCACUGGGUCAAAGAGCUUUGAGGAGCUCGCAAAGAAUCUCGGGAACCUCCACUUUGCAGGGGAGGCCUAUGACGAGGAAUGGUACAACUAUUUGCAGGGAGCAUGGCUGACCGGCCAACAAAAGGGAAAAAAGCUCUCCAGUCUCAUCAAAUGUCUCGAGGCAGGACGUGGCGACUGCAUUCCUACAGCAGGAUCACAUGGCACUCGGUCCACUGGAGCGCACUUUUUUAUCGCUGUCAUCCUCAGCUUUGUAAUAUCAUCAAAUUUCUAAUUGUGUCGGUUCUCUGUACGCUGGACGACAGAUGCUCUCGCACUGCCGAAUACCCGACGAACAAAUGCCGAACGGCGGCCGGUAAACUCGGUCGAGGUGCGGGUAGAAGGUUUUCUUUUCCAAUCCCGCUUUGAAUUGUUGUAAACGGUUUCAUUAACGUGGAUAUAUAUCAGUAUUUUUUUAGAAUAUAAUGAAUUGGUUCUAAAAACUAACAUUCUUUAGAUAUUUUUCCCUACAGAGUUUGUACGGCUUUUAAUACAUAUAUCUAAGUUUUUUAUUUGCAUUUUUUCAUUGUUAUUAUUACGUUUUAUUAUGUUUUUAUAAUCAAUAAAAUAUUCAUACUUA
This is a messenger RNA of Nematostella vectensis (starlet sea anemone), 1965 nucleotides long. Its product is annotated as polyamine oxidase 7. The transcript is spliced from 9 exons. Lineage: Eukaryota; Metazoa; Cnidaria; Anthozoa; Actiniaria; Edwardsiidae. The record is from RefSeq and is a predicted model, not a curated record. Gene Ontology annotation, molecular function: oxidoreductase activity. Bases 145 to 1620 code for a protein of 491 amino acids.